Messenger RNA from Polypterus senegalus (gray bichir), 8960 nucleotides. RefSeq names its product tolloid-like protein 2. Gene Ontology annotation, molecular function: calcium ion binding; zinc ion binding; metalloendopeptidase activity. NCBI's taxonomy places the organism in Eukaryota, Metazoa, Chordata, Cladistia, Polypteriformes, Polypteridae. Bases 250 to 3315 code for a protein of 1021 amino acids. The record is from RefSeq and is a predicted model, not a curated record. The transcript is spliced from 21 exons. Gene Ontology annotation, biological process: proteolysis.
ACAGUGAGCUAGCGAGCGCGCGGGCGGCUCUGCUGCAGACUCACCACUGUCGAGCUCAUUAAUCAAAGCGGUAGAGAGAGAGAGAGCAGCUCGGAAAAGUAGCGUCCCUCGCGGUUCCAUCUCCGUGCACUAGCGGAGCGUGACGCCCGGGAUCUGGAACCACCUCCUCCUGCUUCUUCUUCUGCCUCCCGGACGAGCUGAAGCGCUCGAGCUGCGCGGUGCAGUGCAGCGCGACUCCUCAGUCCAGCCAUGCGCUGCGCUCGAGUCGCCCAUAAGACUUUCUGGACGCUGACACUGCUUGAGAUGUCGCUGGUGGUGCUGUCCCGUGGGAGCGACGCGGUGGAUUAUGAGUACGCUUCCAACACUUUUGAGUACUUGCUGGAAUCGGACAGCGCAGGGGAGGUGAACUACAAGGAUCCGUGCAAAGCCGUUGCUUUCUGGGGAGACAUAGCUCUCGAUGAAGAUGACAUGAAGUUGUUCCAUGUGGACAAACCCAGCCCGUCGUCUAAAUUUGCAGCAAAGGCAAAUGGGCACAUGUCAGGUGGUUUUGAAGAACAAAGCCGCUUUCUGAACCAGAACUCUAGCACGUCAGCAAAUCUUAAAAACAGAAAAGUUAAAAAGGGACUGAAAUCAAAGCCCACCUUAAGUACCCAACUGAAGAGGACAACUGCUGAAAACAGCACCCUGAACGCCAGCCAACCAAAUAGCAGAGUACGAAGAGCCGCCACCUCCCGUCAGGAGAGAAUAUGGCCUGGUGGAGUUAUACCGUACGUUAUUGGAGGAAACUUCACAGGUACCCAAAGAGCCAUAUUUAAACAAGCCAUGAGACACUGGGAAAAAUUUACUUGCGUCACCUUUGUGGAGAGAACCGAUGAGGAGAGCUUUAUUGUGUUCACCUACAGGCCUUGUGGAUGCUGUUCCUAUGUGGGUCGGCGUGGUGGAGGUCCUCAGGCAAUAUCCAUCGGUAAAAACUGUGAUAAGUUUGGCAUCGUGGUCCAUGAGCUCGGCCAUGUGGUUGGCUUUUGGCAUGAGCACACACGACCUGACAGGGAUAACCACGUCCUGAUCAUCCGGGAAAAUAUCCAACCAGGGCAGGAGUACAACUUCCUGAAGAUGGAGCCUGGAGAAGUGAAUUCUUUGGGGGAGACCUAUGACUUUGACAGUAUAAUGCACUAUGCCCGGAACACCUUCUCAAGGGGGGUCUUCCUGGACACUAUUCUUCCCCAAAGAGAUGACAAUGGUGUCAGACCACCCAUUGGACAACGAAUCCGACUUAGCCGGGGAGACAUUGCCCAAGCAAAAAAACUCUACAAGUGUCCAGCAUGUGGAGAAACUCUUCAGGACACAACAGGGAACUUCUCAGCUCCAGGAUUUCCAAAUGGAUAUCCAUCAUACUCACACUGUGUGUGGAGAAUUUCUGUGACUCCUGGAGAAAAGGUGAUAUUAAACUUCACGUCCAUGGACCUUUUCAAAAGUCGUCUCUGCUGGUACGACUACGUUGAAGUGCGUGAUGGCUACUGGAGAAAAGCCCCUCUGCUUGGCAGAUUUUGUGGCGAUAAAAUCCCUGAGUCCAUCUUAUCCACAGACAGCAGACUAUGGAUUGAGUUUCGGAGCAGCAGCAACAUUCUAGGCAAAGGAUUUUUUGCAGUCUAUGAAGCCAUCUGUGGAGGAGACAUAAACAAGGAUGUGGGGCAGAUCCAGUCACCUAACUACCCUGAUGAUUACAGACCCUCUAAGGAAUGCAUCUGGAAGAUCACCGUGAGUCAAGGCUUCCAUGUGGGCCUGUCCUUCCAGGCCUUUGAGAUUGAAAGACAUGACAAUUGUGCCUAUGACUUCCUGGAGAUCCGGGAUGGAGUCCAUGAUGACAGCCCCCUCAUUGGCCACUACUGUGGAUAUGAAAAACCAGAUGACGUCAAAUCAACCUCCAACCAGCUGUGGAUGAAGUUUGUGUCUGAUGGCUCCAUCAACAAGGCUGGCUUUGCAGCUAAUUUUUUUAAAGAGGUGGAUGAGUGCUCCAGGCCGGACAAUGGUGGCUGCGAACAGCGUUGUGUGAAUACACUUGGCAGCUACAAGUGUGCGUGUGAUCCCGGGUUUGACCUUGCACCUGACAAAAGAAGCUGUGAAGCUGCAUGUGGCGGCUUCCUCACAAAACUGAACGGCACCAUUACAAGUCCGGGGUGGCCAAAGGAGUACCCUACCAACAAGAACUGUGUCUGGCAGGUGGUUGCUCCAACCCAGUACAGGAUCUCUUUGCAGUUUGAUGUUUUUGAGCUGGAAGGAAAUGAAGUUUGCAAAUAUGACUAUGUGGAGGUGCGCAGUGGACUGUCUACAGACUCAAGGCUACAUGGGAAAUUCUGUGGCUCUGAAAAGCCUGACGUUAUCACUUCUCAGCUCAAUAACAUGAGAGUGGAAUUCAAGUCUGACAACACAGUUUCAAAAAAAGGCUUCAAGGCCCACUUCUUCUCUGAUAAGGAUGAAUGUUCCAAGGACAACGGCGGCUGUCAGCACGAGUGCCUCAAUACAUUUGGCAGCUAUACUUGCCAGUGUCGAAACGGUUUCAUUCUUCAUGAGAAUGGCCAUGACUGCAAAGAAGCUGGUUGUGAACACAAGGUGACCAGUGCUGAGGGAGUGCUGAGUAGCCCCAACUGGCCAGACAAGUAUCCCAGCCGGAAGGAGUGCACCUGGGAGAUCUCAUCCACUGCCGGACACAGAGUGAAAAUUGUCUUCAAUGACUUUGAGGUGGAACAGCAUCAAGAAUGCGCUUAUGACCACUUGGAGUUGUACGAUGGCCCCAACAGCAAGUCACCUAUCCUCGGACGCUUCUGUGGUAAUAAGAAACCGGACCCGGUCAUCUCUUCAUCCAAUAAGAUGUUCCUUAGAUUUUACUCCGAUGCCUCAGUACAAAGGAAAGGAUUUCAGGCGAAGCACAGUACAGAAUGCGGUGGACGAAUGAAAGCAGAGAUUAGAACCAAGGAUCUAUACUCUCACACGCAGUUUGGAGAUAACAACUACCCUGGACAGUCCAACUGUGACUGGGUGAUAACUGCUGAGGAUGGCUACGGUGUGGAACUUAUCUUUCAGACAUUUGAAAUCGAGGAAGAGUCUGACUGUGGAUACGACUUCAUGGAAAUCUACGAUGGUUAUGACAGCAGCGCGCCAAGGCUGGGCCGUUUCUGUGGCUCAGGGCCACCAGAAGAAAUCUACUCAGCUGGGGAUUCCAUAAUGAUCCGCUUUCACUCCGAUGACACCAUCAAUAAAAAAGGAUUUCACGCGCGGUACACAAGCACCAAAUUCCAAGAUGCACUGCAUAUGUGAACAAAGCUGGACGAGGAGCGCUUGCUCAGCGUUUUAUCUUUUCUGACAAAACACAAAAUUACAGUCACAGGAAAAAAAAAAAAAGAAACACUUGCCGCAGAAGCACCCGGAGUCCGGUGUUGAGAGUAUUUGUUUUCUGCAAAUAAAAUUGAAACACUGCUUACAAAAAAACUUCAGAUCUGCCUUCUAAGCAUGCCAAUUAAUUGCUGAAAUCCUAAGGACCAAAUAUUUAAGUGGCAUAUCAAGCCGUUCAAAAAGAAAAGGAUUUUUUUUUAUAUUUAUUUUUUAUGUUUUGUUUUUUUAGCUUGGAGUUUAGGAAGGUUGGCAUCUGCCAACAUAUGGUACCCUUUCCUUGGUGCCUCAGGUGUGCCUAGCUUCUUGAGUCCUGUCACGUGUGAACAUCACCCUAAGCUAGUUCAUUUCCAUGCCUGCUCUUGUCGACGGUGUCCCAUUCCUGGUACCCAGGGUCAAGUCUGAUGCCAAGGUUUAUUCUUUCAAGGCUUAAGCGAUGUGACGUUUCAGAUAGCUAGUAUGGUACCCCAUUGGGAAAAUACUUGAAUUGGUGAAAAAGAGGCUUGUGACACCCAGUAUGCCAGCACUCCUCCUGUUUAGCUCUGUGGCACCCCUUAUUAUUGACGAGAUGUGUCCCUGUGAAGAACGGGCAGCAUUGUUGAGUCUCCUUACGGCAUCGCUCAGUGAGAAGUGGUGAUGAUGGAUGAAAGUCAAACCAUACAAAGCAGUCACAAAAACGGACACAGACGAUUCCCCUUUUACAUGACGUUGUGCUUCUGAAGAAGCUGAGUAACACGAAUGUAACGCUUUAAUAUCACAGGGUCGCUAGCUUGAGUUGGCUGAUCUGGGUAGGUGAAGGCCUGAUUCUUCUCUCAGUUCUCCAUGGGCACUGCCUAGAGUGGAUAUCGAAAUUGAAUCUCUACAUUUUUAAUAAUAUCACCUUCAUAUUGUGGUCGUUUUAGCUUUACACUUCUUUAAUGGCACUUCCGUGCAGUGAAAGAUAUGGCAGCAAUAAAGUUAAAAUACACAAUGAAAAUCUAAUCAGUUUAAAUGGGAACUGAGUGGCAGAGAUCAAUUAAGCAAUCGUUUUUGGGGGAAAAUACUAAAGAGAACUAAAGCCAAAGGGUGAGAACAAAGUUGAGAUCAAAACCAGAAAACCAUUCUCUAAAACUUGUUUUAUUUGAAUCGAGAAUUUUUUAAAAAGUUUUUCCUUCAAAGUUUGUGCAACUUUGCAUGCAAAUAUCUUUUAUAACAUGACAGCCAUAAUGUCCCAGGUCAUAUGGCGUUGGUGACUAGCCACCAUGCAGCAUCUGUCAGGACUAUGCAAGAGACAGGUGACCUGUGAGAUAUGCAUAAAAGCAAAACAAAUUACAAUAAAAGUAGCGACUGAAACCCAGGCAAAAUAUAAAAUCAAAGUCAAACCCAAGAGAGACACACAGUUUUGCUUUUAGGGUAUUAUUUCUUCAGAUCGGAUAAGAAAAUGCUUAACCAGCUGGCCUUGUAUACCGUCGUACGAUGAACUGGAGAUCGCGACUGUGUAGGCCACACCCCUCGAAAUGCGAGAUACAAACCCUAAUGACAAAUCCAAAAUUGACAAGUAAGGAAAACCUCAGAAAUGGUGUAGAAGACGGUAAAAUAUGACGGCAUCAUACCAACCAAGAACACAAAAUGGUAGCAUUCAGAAAAGUAACCACGUAAAAACAGCGAGGUGAGGCUGUCACCAAAUAAUUGACAAAAAAUAGAGAAAUAAUAAAAAAUCAAUAAUGUUAUGCAAUCUGAAAACUACUAGGGCACAGCAAAGACCUGUAACUAGCCAAAUCUGUAAAAUAUUUUCGACAAGACCAGAAUGUUGUUGAAUAAUCGAAAGAAAAUGUCAAAAAAACAGACAAAGAGAAUUUGUUGUUUUAAUAGCGAUAAGCAAUCUUCGACAUCGUAAAACACACAUUGUCAACAUUUAAAGCGUCAUGUUAGUGAUGUCAGCAUUCAUGACUUUCGGGAGCCGCAUUGCCAGCGAUGGAGCAUCAUGUCGUUAUAAUGUAACUCUGAAAUGGCAGCGCCCGUUCAAAACAAUCAUUAAGCAAAAAAGUAACAUUAAUAAAAUUUUACCUAGCUCUAGAAGAUAAGUAACUGUUAAAUAACAUCACCAUAAUGUCAAAACUAUAUUAAGUAGCUCAAAGAAUUUUUACGUUAUCUGACUCCUAAAACAUUAAAUGUGAGUCAAGUGUAAACGAUGAACGCGAAGUUAAAACAUCUUCUUGAAUGACGAGGUCUUUUGUGUCUGAGCCACAGCGGGGCCUUAAGAACAAGAACCGACGAUUGAUCCUAAAGUGGACGAGCUGCGGUAGGCACUAAGGUUCUGCCUGACUGCACUCAACCGAAAGGAUAUUUAUUUACGUGUCACCUACCCCAUGAAGUUUGUAGUGAUGGCAGAGAAAGUUUUAAUUUCUUGUUUUCAUGCAGAACGGAGAUAACAAUAACAAAGUUUCUGAUGUAAUAGACAUCUUUGGCGGGGUACUCAACGUUGGUCCUGGAGGUCCACAAUAGCUGCAGGUUUUGGAUUUAACCCAAUCUUUAAUUUGAACCCAUUUAUUUACAACUAAAGCAGUUUGUUUUUGAGUUAAGUUUUAGUUAACUGGCUUGUUGCAAUUCUAAACCCUUAAUCGCCUAUUUCAAUUUUUAACGGCUGUAUUGAGGUUUUAGUUGUGUCCUGUUUUCGUAAACAGCCAUCAGUUAAUAAUGAGGUGCGAAUGACAAAAGAGCCAGCAGCAGCUAACAUAAAGCAGUGUAUAUGCGUCAUGAAGUGUUUGAAUUAUUACAAUGAUUUCAAAAAAAUGAACGAGAAGGGAAGAACUAAGAGCUACAAAUUUGUCCUGGACCAGAAAAUAUACACAUAAUGUUCUGAGAAAAUGAAAAAUCUACAAUGUGAUAAAAGAUUUGACUUGGAAGAAUGAAAGCACAAACAAGCCAUAGAAUUAAAUACCAAGUUUCAUUAUCUGCUAGGCCUGACUUCUAAUUCCAAAAAUGCUUGGAAUAAAAAUCUGGACUCAGAGCAGACUUCCAGAACUGUAAACUGAGGACCCCUGGGCCAUCGUGACCAAUACUGGAUAACAACACACAAUAUCAAAAAUGUCCUUUAAAAAAUCUCGUGUUACUCAUGUUGCAUAAACCUCACGAGAAGUCAUCCAGUCGCACACUCAUAAUGUCCCAAGCUUGCAUUUUUACUAAAAUAUCGUUAAAUAAAACACCUCUGGAAACCGCUUUCAUGAAUGUAACUGGAUCGCUCAAAUGCAGACGAGCAUUUGAAUUAAAGAUUGUCUUCCCAUUGUUACAAUUAUAUUCAAAUCGAAUCCACAACAGGCACACCGUGGGAUUAUUUAGCAGCAGUCUGUGAAUGUGCAUUUCAACCUCCUGUCUGUGGCAGCAUCUCAGAUACGCAGAAGUCCGAGGCACAUUCUCUUCCUGAUAAUGUUUUUACAUAAUUUUCUUUAACUUUUAAUCUUUAAUUGUACUCUUCUUUCAAUGCAAACAUUUUCAUUGCUAUCACGUAAAGUGCAAUCCUUCCUACCGAAUAUGUAAAUAGUGGGCUGCAAACUGGCCAAUGAAUGAGAAGGGGGUUGAUCUUCAAUUCAGAUACAGUACUCGACUGCGGAUAAGUGCGUUCCAUUUUUAGUUCUCAAAGAGUGUUUUCCAGAAAUGGUUUAUUUAAUAAUAUUUUAAUAAAAAUAGAUGUGUUUGGAAUGGAUGACGUGACACGUGGGUUUCAUGGAGAUUUUGAUACUGUUUCUUGUUCUACGCCCUUGCUCACCAUCAACCCCAUUAUGUCAGAAACUUUUUUGUCUGUGUUUUCCAUGAUGACAUGAAAUUAAACUUUUUCUCCCAGUCGUCACUACAAAAUUAAAAAAAUAAUAAUUUUCGGGUGGAAUAUUCCUUUAAGAAGAUGAGUUGUGGGGUGAUUCCUUAUGCUUACUAUGCACCAGAUGGCAUCCUGUUCAUUUUCCUAUAGUUAUGUUUCUCCUUUAAACAAAGUAUUUGCGUCACAAAAACUUACAUUGUUUUUCAAAGCGAAUAUGAGAGACGCAGUUCGAACACGAGAUAUUUAACUAUUAUUGGAUCAUCCCGUGGCACCCAGGGAUUCACAUUUUCUACAAUAAUAAGGGUCCUUCGUUCAAAAAUAACCUCAUGAGAAAUGCUUCUCCCUGCCAUAUUUGGGUCAUCCAAGACCACCAUUCUUGUAAAGAUCACAGGCUUUGAUUUUGAUUUCACUGACAAUUGCAGAUUAUCAGAGUCUCACAUUUUCAGUUCAUAUCUCCUUGGUCGUGAUGCAGGCUUCACUUCCAGAUCAGAGCCGUAUUUUCUGGCCACCUUUAAGCUUCUUUACUGGCCCAGGUUGCCCAGUUGUCCAUGACACCUUUGAUGCCUGUUUAGUCUUUAUGGCCUAGAGCUAACUGUACCAAAAUGUUUUGAGCUCAGCUGGGAAUUGUGUGGUUAUCACUUCCUGGAGUCCUUCUAUUGAAGGAGUUGCUUUGGGGACCACCAUUCGUGGCCAUGAUGUGCACUCUUUAGGCAGGGUGCUCAUUCUAAGAGGCACUGUGUUCUUGGUCUCCUUUAGAUCUUGAAGCAGACAGGUAGGGUAUUUUGCAAGCGAGAUGUGACCCCCCCAAGACAUUGAGUUUAGGUUUGGGGGCUGGCAUUCCAUAGUGGAAAGUCAAUAUUUGACUGCCCCUUAAAUGUUCAGACUCUUAACAAUAAAAGCACCACAAUGACUAACUUGGCCCCCCAAUGGGUGUCACCUCCUGAGAUUCAGUUGUGCCAUUGAGUCGAUCGAGGACGUGGGCAUCGGAAAGUCCUCAGACUUGUCCUGUCGUCAGCUACGUUUGAACGAGCUGAAGAGUCAGGGGUGGUCUUUCUCUUCCCUUCUGUGUCCAUUUGUCUUCCCCGUUCCCUCAGGUUUGUCCAGUGUCCACCAAGAGGUGACACGUUUUUUUGUUGUUUUUUUUAAUUUUCUCGACAUUCCUGCAUUUGUGGGACCUUCAUUUUUGAUCCUACAAAUGUUUUUUUCUUCUUAAUUUCUGUUCUUUUAAUUUGUUUGCAGUUUCUAGUUCAGGUUAUUCUUGUUUUGUUUUAUUUUAUUUUAUUUUUUAUAAUUGUAAGAACGGCUGUGAUCUUCGGACCUCAAACACCCUCCUCCCUUUCCCCUCCAUAAUAAAUGGACCUUUUCAACUUUUGUGGCGUGCAGGAGGGGAAUCAAUCUGUGUUUCUUUUAUUCAUUGCACUGUUGCAAUGUUUUGAGUAAUAUAUGCUACAACGUUAGCAUUAAUCUAAUUAGUUUUUUUUCUUAAUACAGUAUAAAUAUAUAUAUAUACAUGUAUAUAUAUAUAAAUAUAUAGAGAGAGAAAGACAAUAAGCACUAAAUAGCUGCCUUGUUUUAAAGUCUGUCUAGAGAUGUCUGUCUGGUUUGCUGUAUACUGACCACCGGGGUUAUAUUUAAUAAUCCUAAGUGCCUGGAAGGUACGUGUUAAUACGGGGGGGAGGGUGUCGAAAUAAAUCAGGUUUUGUCUUUGCUCCUGUUAUUUAAAAUGAAAUAUAAGGAAUACAAGAAGACAAUAAAGUGCUUGAAGAACAUUGUAAUCGCC